GAACAAACAACGCUCUUUAAAAGUAAAAGUAGUAUCACUGAUACGACUCUAACCUGGCACAGGUCAUAGCGGCUACUCUUUAACAUGGACUGGACAAGGACAUCUUUUGUCACUGAAAGUGAUGCGGGUAUCUAGACCAUCACUAGCUAGUGCAUGGCAGCCCUUCUAUUCCAGCUCACCCUCUUCUCUACCCAUUCUACAGCGUCAAUCCUCUCUCUGCAAGGAAAGACACCUCUCCCUGGCCAUCCCAAGACCCUACGUGAUCUCACCCAUGCUUCUGAGUUCCUCACACUCCCCGCCUCAUUUGGAGCCGUUCAGCUGGGCGAAACAUUCUCCAGUUGCAUAUGCAUCAACAAUGAGACCAACAUCGAGAUUCGAGGGCGUUAUUGUCCGCGUUGAGAUCCAGACAGCAAACUCCAAGGUACUGUUGGCUGAACUGGGUGGCCCGGGCUUUAAGCUAGCAGUAGGAGAUUCAUUGGAAUAUGUAGCCAAUCACGAGGUGAAGGAGUUAGGCCACCACGUUCUGGCUUGUAUCGUCUCAUACCACCUUCCUCCGUCAUAUCGACACGCCCCUGGUGCUAGCGAAACCUCCAAUGAAGCAACCUUCCGCAAGUUUUACAAGUUUGCUGUCACAAAUCCUCUGUCUGUAAAGACAAAAGUACACCUGCCUCGAUCUCCGUCCGCAUUGCUCACUUCUUCGGAGCGCGAGAAAGUGUUCCUUGAGGUCCACAUUCAGAACAUGACACAAGACGCGAUGUGGUUCGAGCACAUAGAGUUUGAGUGCGCGGAGGGAUGGAGUGUUGCUGAUGCCAACACGAUACCCAGCGCAGAUGAUGACAAGGACCAUAGAUUAUUCUCCGGUUCGAUGGCUCUCAUGCAACCACAAACAAUACGACAGUACAUCUACAUUCUAACCCCAACAUCAUCGUCCUCGUUUACCGACGUUCAUCCAGCAGGCAGUAUCAUCCCUCUUGGUAAACUUGACAUUUCAUGGCGUUCUCAGUUCGGCGAGCCAGGCCGUUUAUUGACUUCGAUGUUAUCCCGUCGAAUUCCUGGUCCUCCUCCCGCUCCAAACCCUACCCCAGCCCCAGCACCCCCAUCUCAGCAUCCUGUAUCAGCCCUUCCGCCUUAUCUUCAGCGUAAUGUGCCAAGUGCGCCAUCCUCACCCGCGCGACCACGAUCGCCACAGCUUCCUCCUUCUCGACCUAGUUCUCCACCCCCAGCUCCGUACAGACCAAGCUCACCUUUUCGCACACGCCCGAUGGCUGGCCCUUCGCGUCCGCAAUCACCUGCAGCCGGAUCUAUAUCCAACGUGUCUGUCGCACCAAAUCAACAACAACCAGUACCACUGGUGCCUGCUCACGUAUCGGGCGUCGAGGUGGAUGUUAUCAUAAAUCACAUUCCCAGGGAAUCCAUCGCUGUUGACCGUCCCUUCAAGAUCGCCUUUACUGCCACCGUUUCUGCUGCUCCACCACAGGCGAAGGGGAAACAGAGGGUGAUCUCUCUUGCUGUACAGCAUCUUCAGUGUCCGCGUUCCACAGCGAUUGCAUACCCUGAACAAUCGCAGGCCGCCGAGACCAUUAGCUCGCGGUACUCCUCCCUCGGCCUGACUUCAGUAAUAUCGACCGUUGUCACCUCUGUGCAAAGCUCCCCCAACAUGGCAAGCGACAAUCUCUUGGUUGUCUCUCCAGAGAAGAUGCUUGCACAUGGUGGACUGCCCACUCUGCCGCCCCCUUACUUCGAGUUCGCUGACGAGGGAAAGCGCGCAAAGCUGAAAGGCUGUGUGUUUAUGGGAUCCUCCACACUGUUCCUAAACCCGAUUACGCUCACCGACGCUAGUCCCGUCAGUCAUCGUGAAGAUCUAUCAGAUGGUGAUGUGGAGAAGGUAGAGGGUAGUCAAGAGUUUGAGCUUACCUUCCUGCCUGUGCAGACAGGAUUUGUGCAAGCGGGUGGACUGCGCCUCCUACUGAUCAAGGAUGAGUUCAUAGAUUUUGGUGCAGAUCAGGCCACUUAUCGCUUAGGAUCGAGCACGAAGGAAGCAAGGACACUGAAAGAGUUAGAUGUAGUCGCUGAACUUUGGGUUCCUUCAUGAUAUAUUCCUUACUGCAGAAUCACAUCGAGUAUGAAUCACUGUAACGUCAUCUCCAGACAACCAAGAUAUAACUCUUUUGAAC
Suillus paluster is the source of this 2174-nucleotide messenger RNA. RefSeq names its product DUF974-domain-containing protein. The record is from RefSeq and is a predicted model, not a curated record. Lineage: Eukaryota; Fungi; Basidiomycota; Agaricomycetes; Boletales; Suillaceae. Gene Ontology annotation, cellular component: TRAPPIII protein complex. The transcript has 4 exons. The coding region runs from base 122 to 2092 and encodes 656 amino acids.